Molecule: messenger RNA, 1095 nt
Organism: Aegilops tauschii subsp. strangulata
Lineage: Eukaryota; Viridiplantae; Streptophyta; Magnoliopsida; Poales; Poaceae
Source: RefSeq, a predicted model, not a curated record
AUGGCGAUUGCGGUGAAUGGAGAAGUAGGGAACUUCUUCCACAACAAGCGUGGGCUGCGUCAAGGGCACCCGGUUUCGCCGUUGCUUUUUAACUUUCUGGCAGACGCCCUGGGCGCCAUGCUAGACAAAGCUCGGAUUGCGGGCCAUAUCAGGGGAGUGGUUGGUAAUCUGAUCCCGGGAGGCGUCUCACACCUUCAGUACGCUGAUGACACCCUUCUCCUCUUCGAGCCGGACCUUCACAGCAUCGCAACAAUAAAGGCCAUUCUGCUUUGUUUCGAGCUCAUGUCCGGGCUAAAAAUUAAUUUUCACAAGUGUGAAGUGGUGUCCAUAGGGAUGGAUGCGGCCGAAAGCGUGCGGGUAGCCAAUUUGCUUAACUGCAAAUUGGGAAAACUGCCUUUCACCUACCUCGGCCUCCCGAUCGCUGAGAAAACAUGCUCGAUUGCUGAUUGGGAACCUCUCAACACUAAGGUGGCGGGCAGGGGCCUCUCGCUAGCCCAGGUGUAUGAUAAACGCAUUCAUCUCCUGCCGGGCACGGUGCCGGUUGCAGUGCACCUCUACCGCUAUCCCCAACUGCAGAAGGACGAGCUGGAGCAGCAGUGCACGCUCAUGCUCGCCUUGGGCAUCAUCCAGAUCUCCAUGUCGCCGUUUUCGGCGCUGGUCCUCCUCGUCCGCAACUCGGACGACACGUGGCGCGUCUGCAUCGACUACCGCAUCCUUGAUGCCAUGACGCUCAAGGACAAGUUUCCUAUCCCGGUGGUUGAUGAGCUCCUGGACGAGCUACAUGGGGCACGUUUCUUCACCAAGCUUGACCUCCGAUCGGGCUACCACCAGGUGUGGAUGCACCCGGAUGAUGUCGCCAAGACGGUGUUUCGGACUCAUCACGACCACUUAGAGGUCUUGGUGAUGCCUUUUGGCCUCUCCAACGCCCCAGCGACCUUCCAGGCUCUGAUGAACGACGUCCUCCGCCCCUACUUGCAUCGGUUUGUGCUUGUUUUCUUUGAUGACAUUCUUAUCUACAGCACCUCGUGGGCGGAGCACCUUUUAGCACGUCACCAUCGUCUUCAACGAGCUUCGAGCGCACCAUCUUCAUCUUAA